UUGACAUUGCUUGUGGUUGUGUGGCCAGCUGGCUGAGGCUUUGUUAUAGCCAGCGGUAUCUUUUAGUUGUUUUCAAAGUUUCUUUCGUAUUGGUUAGAGGGUAGGGCGGUGCGUUGUCCUAGGUUUCGGCCGGACUAGCGUAUCGUCCGGUCUUCCAUAGUGUUAUUGUAACUAUAAAUUAGAUAAUUGCGACAUUCGACAAGUCCAACCUUGCUGGCGUUAAGUAAUUAAUUAAACGAGAUGACCCGUGGAAACCAGAGAGAUUUGGCUCGCGCCAAGAACCAAAAGAAACAACAAGAAAUGCAAAAGAAAAAGAAUGCUAGUGAAAAGACAGGCAUGUCUUUACAAGAAAGGAAACAUAGGGAUGCUGAAUUAAUGAGAGAAAAGCAACGAAAAAAAGAAGAACAGUUAGCAGCAAGUAUGAAUAACCAAAAACAAACUGCAAAUUAAAUAUUCAGGCAAAAACAUGAAGGUUUUUUGACUGCUCCUCAUUAUGUUUAAUCACAUAAAAUUUUGAGCUUGUCAGCGGUGAGCCGAACUUGGAUAUGUGAUUGAAGCACUCCUUAAAAUUAGAAUAACAUUAAAAUCUUGUGUUUAACAGAGCCUAAUUUAAUUAUAAUCCCAAAUAAUGAAGAUUUUAUUAUGUUAAAUGUUAUAAUAGUUGGGAGCCUAGGAUUUGAACAUGUAUGAUCUGAAGAAGUAGUCAUUACUGUGCCUGAUCAGGCACAGAUGGCAUGACAAAUUGGUUAACAGAUUUGUCACAAGAAGUCUUAGCAUUUAUGCAAAUCUUAAUGUUAAUUUUGACUGAAUAGGUUUGUAUGUAUACUCAACUACCCAUUUUUGUACAAUAAAAUCUUAAAAGUACAACUGU
Spodoptera litura is the source of this 871-nucleotide messenger RNA. Its product is annotated as putative SERF-like protein. The record is from RefSeq and is a predicted model, not a curated record. Gene Ontology annotation, cellular component: cytosol. Lineage: Eukaryota; Metazoa; Arthropoda; Insecta; Lepidoptera; Noctuidae.